AUGUCUGGUUCGACCCGGAAAGAAAUGGAUCGGAUCAAAGGACCAUGGAGUCCUGAGGAAGACGAUCUGUUGCAGACGCUGGUUCAAAAGCACGGACCAAGGAACUGGUCUCUGAUAAGCAAAUCGAUCCCUGGACGUUCCGGUAAAUCUUGCCGGUUACGGUGGUGUAAUCAGCUUUCUCCGGAGGUCGAGCACCGUGCUUUCUCAGCGGAGGAAGACGACACGAUUAUUCGCGCUCACGAGCGGUUCGGUAACAAGUGGGCGACGAUUGCUCGGCUUCUCAAUGGUCGUACCGAUAACGCGAUUAAGAAUCAUUGGAACUCGACGUUGAAGCGGAAAUGUAGCGGCGGUGGUGGUGGUGUGAUGUCCGUCGAAGGGUAUGAUGGUAAUUUAACGGAUGAACAGCCGUUGAAACGGACGGCGAGCGGCGGAGGAGGAGUUGUGUCGACGGGGUUAUUUAUGAGUCCCGGAAGUCCAUCGGGAUCUGACGUCAGUGAGCAAUCAAGCGGACCUGUUUUGCCGUCUACUCAUGUGUUUAAGCCGACGGCGAGAGCAGGUGGAGUGGUGAUUGAUUCGGCGGCGAAAGAUCCGGCGACUUCUCUGAGUUUAUCUCUUCCUUGGGUCAACGAGUUGACUCAGGAGGCGGACAGGGGAAGAGACACGGUGGAGCUGUUCCCGGUGAGGAGAGAAGAAGAAGAAAGACGGAUUUAUGGAUUUAGUGGGGAUUUCAUGACGGUGGUGCAGGAGAUGAUUAAGACGGAGGUGAGGAGUUACAUGGCGGAUUUACAGAGAGGACACGGCGGUGGAAACGGAGGAGGAAGUUCGUGUAUGGUGCAAGGAGCUAAUAGACGUAACGAAGGGUUUAGAGAGUUUAUUGGGGUAGGGAAGAUCGAGUAG
This is a messenger RNA of Arabis nemorensis, 897 nucleotides long. Lineage: Eukaryota; Viridiplantae; Streptophyta; Magnoliopsida; Brassicales; Brassicaceae. The record is from the annotation of a GenBank genome assembly.